Molecule: messenger RNA, 678 nt
Organism: Sungouiella intermedia
Lineage: Eukaryota; Fungi; Ascomycota; Pichiomycetes; Serinales; Metschnikowiaceae
Source: the annotation of a GenBank genome assembly
AUGACCAUAGACGACAACGACAUCGGAGGCUCGUUUACCGGGGCAAUGAAAGAUAUAAAUCUUGAGGAUACAGAGUACUCUCGGACUACCCUCCAAAACAUGCCCUACAACCAAUUAGCCCUAGCUAAGUCAGACAUUGAAAGAACUCUCGAGUCACUCUUUGAUCUCUUGACCUACAAGUACAAAUUCGACAUGCAUCUGCCACUAGUUAUCAAUGGUUUCCCUCGGAGUGAUGUUGAUGUGGUGACGAUACGGCUUAUCCGAAUUAAGAUCAUACGUUUGCGUAAUGACCAUGCCUUCGUUCUUCAGCUACUAGAAGCUCACUUGGUGGAAAGAUUGCAAGGGAGUAACCCAACAGAUGAAGAAGUUACUACUACCAUUGAAGUUGUUCCAUCCCAAAAUUACUUCCCGUUUGCUGUAGUUCGCGAAGUAGCAUCUAACGGCCCAGCAGAUAAGAGUGGACUACGCACUGGAGAUACCAUCACUCUUUUUGACUCCAAUAUCCAUGCUGGAAACCAUAAUAAGCUUUCAGCAUUGGCAGGGAGAGUUCGGGAGAAGGUUGGGAGGGAUAUUCCUGUGGAGUUAAUCCGGGAGGGUCAGAAAGUGCAAGUUACAUUGGUCCCUACAGAUAAUUGGGGAGGACGAGGUGUACUCGGGUGCCUUUUAGUUCCUCUUUAA